Gasterosteus aculeatus aculeatus (three-spined stickleback) is the source of this 609-nucleotide messenger RNA. It is a transcript of the gene dad1, whose product is annotated as defender against cell death 1. Gene Ontology annotation, biological process: protein N-linked glycosylation. Gene Ontology annotation, cellular component: membrane; oligosaccharyltransferase complex. Lineage: Eukaryota; Metazoa; Chordata; Actinopteri; Perciformes; Gasterosteidae. The record is from RefSeq and is a predicted model, not a curated record.
CCCCAUUUGUUCCAAAAUAGACAAAAACCAUGUCGAACUCCGUCAUAUCGGUUAUUUCUCGGUUUCUAGAGGAGUACACCACCACGACGCCCAACAAGCUGAAGGUGGUGGAUGCGUAUCUGCUGUACAUCUUGUUGACAGGAGCGCUGCAGUUCCUCUACUGUCUGCUCGUCGGCACCUUCCCCUUCAACAGCUUCCUGUCGGGCUUCAUCUCGUGUGUGGGCGCUUUCAUUCUCGGAGUAUGUCUUCGUAUCCAGAUCAACCCACAGAACAAAGGAGACUUCUUGUCCAUCUCCCCGGAGAGAGCCUUUGCUGAUUUCCUAUUCGCACACACCGUCCUCCAUCUGGUUGUGAUGAACUUCAUUGGUUGAGGGACGUGCGAUCUGGUGUCCUCCCUCUCAGAUCAUGACAAGAGACCCUAUCAAAACUCCCCUUCAGGACUCAAAGCUGCAUCUGCUUUCGUGCCACAACCACAUCAGACCGAAUGCAGUACAAUUUUCUUACAGAUAUGGAUUGAUUGAUUGAUUCUUUUUUUUUUUUUUUUUACAUUACAAUCUGUAAAGCAUUCCUUUUUGCACCGAAAAGAAAUAAAAACAACUUAAAUAUUGA